AUGGAUCGCAGCAAGGAAAACAAACGACGCCACGAUCGCCACAAUGAGAAUGAAGAAUACAGGGAUAAGAGAUCUAGAAAGCGUCGCUCAAGAUCACGAUCUCGAAAUGAUGAUCGCUCGAAAGAAUCUAGAAGAAAAAGAAAUCAUUCCAGGUCGAGGUCUCCCGCUGCUGGAGACAGAAAAGAUAGACGUCGUAACGACGCGCCAAAAGAUGUUCCAAAUAAAACAGAUGUACCAUCAGCCCCCAAGAAAGCUAAAGAAACUGAUAUGUUGAACACUCGGACAGGAGGAGCGUAUAUACCGCCGGCGCGUCUUAGAAUGAUGCAAGCUCAAAUAACCGACAAAUCAUCUGUGGCAUAUCAGAGACUGGCUUGGGAAGCGCUAAAGAAGUCUGUGCACGGACAUAUAAACAAGAUAAACGUUGGCAAUAUUGGUAUCAUUAUUAAACAACUUCUGAAAGAAAAUAUUGUUCGGGGUCGUGGUUUGUUGUGUCGAUCCGUUAUACAGGCACAAGCUGCCUCACCAACAUUCACAAAUGUGUACGCCGCUUUGGUUGCAGCAGUGAACUCGCGUUUCCCUAAUAUAGGUGAACUCUUGCUUAAAAGGUUAGUUAUACAAUUCAAGAGAGGUUUCAAAAGGAAUGAUAAAUCAACCUGCAUAUCAUCAGCAUCAUUCAUAGCCCACCUGGUGAAUCAAAAAGUAGCACACGAAAUACUCGCUCUAGAAUUAUUGACAUUACUUGUAGAAACACCGACGGAUGAUUCCGUGGAAGUUGCUAUUGCAUUUUUAAAGGAAUGUGGACAAAAACUAACAGAAGUAUCAUCUAAAGGUGUUAAUGCUAUAUUUGAAAUGUUACGAAAUAUUCUACAUGAAGGGAAAUUAGAUAAAAGAGUACAAUACAUGAUAGAAGUGGUGUUUCAAGUGUGGAAGGAUGGAUUUAAAGAUCAUCCGGCUGUGAUUGAGGAACUGGAGCUGGUGCCCGAAGAAGAACAAUUCACACACUUGCUGAUGUUAGAUGAUGCUACCGAUGCACAGGAUAUACUGAAUGUAUUCAAAUUUGAUGACAAAUAUGAGGAAAAUGAGCAGAAAUAUAAGGCAUUGUGUGGUGAGAUAUUGGGAUCGGAUGCUGAGUCCGGUGAAGAUGAUGGUUCUGAGGAAUCGGGCAGUGAGGAGUCUGACGAGGAAGAUGAAAAACAGAAGGAAGUCACAAUUAUUGACAACACAGAAACUAACUUAGUAGCUCUAAGAAGAACUAUAUAUCUUACGAUAAACUCUAGUUUAGAUUUUGAGGAGUGCGCACACAAGCUGAUGAAAAUGCAAUUAAAACCUGGCCAAGAAGUUGAGCUAUGUCACAUGUUCCUUGACUGUUGCGCGGAACAGAGAACCUAUGAAAAGUUCUAUGGUCUACUCGCACAACGUUUCUGUAACAUCAACCGCAUUUAUAUCGGCCCAUUUGAGGAAAUCUUCAAAGAUUCUUAUGCCACUGCUCAUAGGUUGGACACCAAUCGCUUAAGGAAUGUUAGCAAGUUUUUCGCACAUCUCCUUUUCACUGAUUCAAUAAGCUGGGAAGCAUUGGAGUGUGUCAAGCUGAAUGAAGAGGACACAACAAGUUCAAGUAGAAUUUAUAUCAAGAUACUUUUCCAAGAACUAGCUGAGUAUAUGGGAUUGAAGAAAUUGAAUGAUCGCCUCAAGGAUCCGACACUACAGCAAGCCUUUUCAGGAAUAUUCCCAAGGGACAACCCAAAGAACACUCGGUUCUCCAUCAACUUUUUCACAUCAAUAGGUUUAGGAGGCUUAACAGAUGAACUGAGAGAACAUUUGAAACAGAUGCCAAAGAAUGUGCCGCCACCCAUCACUGAGAUAAAUAUUGACAGUGAAUCAAGUUCAGACUCGAGCUCUAGUUCCAGCAGCUCAGACAGCAGCAGUUCCAGCUCAAGUGAUUCAAGUUCUAGUGAUUCAGAGGCUGAAAACAGCAAAAAACAGAAAAAAACGAAGAAAAAGACUAAAAAUAAAACACCGAAAACUCCAGAACCAGAAGAACAACCCAAGAAUAAAGAAUCAGAUAAAACAGAACGAUGGGGGCAUGAUGGGUUUUAUGACACUUACGGGAAAGACGCCAGGAGAAAUGAAGUUAGUUUUGGAAGGAAUGGGAGGGAGAAAGGUGAACAUACUAGAAGCAGACGCGACUAUCAGAAUGGAGAAGAGAGGAACAAGAAUAACGAUAGGAGGAACGAACGAGAACAAACUGGUAGAAAUAGGGGCAGGGAAGAAUAUAGGGACAUGGACAAAGAACGGGUUGGAGAACAUCAUAAGAAAGAUAAAGGGAAUAGAGAUAGAGACACCAACAACCGUUAUGAUGAUGAUGAAAAUGAUUUUAAUAAGAGACGUCACGAGCGAGACUCACGGAGAGACAGAGACGACACGAGAUCAAGAAGAAACGGAAAAGAAACAGAAGAACAUCGAGAACGAAAUGAUCGUGAAAAGGAAAACGGAAAGAAAGAUAAAAAACGUUACGACCGUGAAGACGAGAGGGAGACUCGAAAGAAGAGAGACGAACAGGAGAAAGAGAAUAGAACAAGAGAUAGAGACGGCGAGGGAAGGAAACGACAGGAAGGAGAAGAUGGCACGAACAAGAAGAGUGAAGGAAACGAUGAGCGGCAGACAGAGAGAAGGAACAGACGCGGAGAAGACGACGGAGAUAGAAGGAAACGAGAGAAGGAUACAAGGAGAGACAAGGAUAGAAACACACCCGACACUAACACAAGUAAACGACGUGAGGCCCGUGAGACAGAGACGGGAGAUAAAAACGAAUAUAAAACAAAAGACGACAAAAACAAUGAAGAUGUUAACUGUCUCGGCUCCCGGUACUGGGACACGUUUGAUGUUCAGAGUAAAAAUGAUACGACUAAAGAGGAUGACAGCUUCGAAGCCAGGACUCCUGAGAAAAACGAAAAGUACUAUGAGAGAAGACGCGAGCGAUGA
Molecule: messenger RNA, 2982 nt
Organism: Danaus chrysippus (African queen)
Lineage: Eukaryota; Metazoa; Arthropoda; Insecta; Lepidoptera; Nymphalidae
Source: the annotation of a GenBank genome assembly